Molecule: messenger RNA, 414 nt
Organism: Symbiodinium natans
Lineage: Eukaryota; Dinophyceae; Suessiales; Symbiodiniaceae
Source: the annotation of a GenBank genome assembly
AUGCUUCUUACGCAUGUCCGCGUCAGAGUCAUCUUCCUGGCGCUGGUUUCGCAAAGCUUCCUUUCGCUCGGCGAGCGCCAGGGCGAAGGAAGGGACUUGGAGGCCCUCCUUAAUGGAGAUGCCGACCGAGCUGAGCUACUGAAGAAGGAUCCAGGUUUCGAAGGCGACGAACCUCUGUUUCUGCUAGCGACCUUCAUGCUCUUAAGAGCUGCUGUGGCACUGCGCAGCCUCCAAGAGGAUUCGCAAGUAUUGAUGUGGCAGGGCAUUGCAUUUGCCUGCUUCACCCGCUGCAUUGCGGGCAGGGGGCUUCCUGGCGCUGACGCUGCGGCUGUCUUCCUCACAGGCCUCCGCGAGUUUCUUCACGUCUACGGCCUCAGGACAGCCCUGAGGCAGCUGUCGCCGACUUGCUCAUGA